UUCGUUCUUCGCAUAGAAAACCUACUGCUGAAUAGCAGCAUGGCGGAGAUAUUGAUUUCAUAGUGUGCGCGCGCAACAUCUGUCAAAAUUAGUUAUUCUGCUCCAAAUAAUAAAUAUUUCAGCAAAAAGCUCAGUAAUUGUGAAAAAUAAACUGUGAUAGUGUACCUGAAAUUAAAGGAUAAAAUAAUAAUCUUAUGUGUACCUUAAAAUUAUACUUAACUAUAUCUUUGAAUGUGUUAAUGAUUUCAUCUUAAUGCCGGACGGUUGUCAUUUGUUAUUCCGUAACGUAUUUCGGUUAUUAGUGUAGAGUUUUUGUUUAUCACCUGUUUUACUUUUAGCCUGUGUUAAUAUGGACUAAGUGGACUAACCAAAUGGAAUCAUAACGAACUAUAUUAUGAAACUUUGUUAGAUACUUACAUUUUCCCAGCAUCGGACCUGUCAAAAGUUUCUACUUUUCUACAAUUCUUUGUUACAUUGUGAUUUUUGUUGUUCUAUAAAUCUAAUAUUAGGCGUGUAAGCGGACAAGUAAAUUUUGCAUCAAAAAUCAUCGUCUUUAUCACGAUAAUUAAACGGAAGUAGAUAUUUUAUCCCAGUUGUAAACACUCGCGUAAUUUAUUGAUACUAACAGAUUUAUUUGUUAAAAUGUUAAAGUCGGUCAAGGUUAUAUAUAAAGCAUCUUUCUGAAUCAAUACGAUGAUACAUAAACAUGUCGAGAUGCCUGCGGAUCUUCGGAGCGUACUCGUACCGGCUGACGAGGCGUCACUCCACCCUGCUCCUCAUAGCAUCCCUCAUCGUGACCCUUACCGUCAUCUUCCACCUCUACACGCACAGACACUAUCAUCAUCACCACACGCUAACAAGGAUCGGUGACUUUGACUACCAACCGGGCGCUUUCCUCAAAGGACAGCAACCUAACGAAAAUAAAACGCAUUGCCAAUUUAAUUAUGGCCUCCCAGACACUCUUAAAUGGGGAACCUUCCGUGUAAUGCCUACUCCGGAAGCCGGUCUACAGAGCCCUUAUAGAGUUAUCUACAAUGCUGUCAAGGGCACUGCGUACUCGAACCACAGCAAAUAUAACGCAGUUACAUACGCUACUCAAGCGACGCCGGAAUACAUUUAUCAUAUAGUCGAAAUAGCAAGAUAUUGGGACGGCCCUAUCAGUCUCUCAGUUUUUGUACCUAAUUACGAUUUGGAUAUCACUAUGCAGAUCAUGAAUCAACUCUGCCGCUGCUAUUCUGGAAUGUCAAAAGUGUCACUCCACCUUUUCUAUCCUAAAAAACAUCCGCCUAAAUUACGAAGCAGAGAACAACGCACGACGACGACAGAAAUGCCGACAACUACUUCAAAUAUUACUUUAGAAGAAAUGUUACAGAAGAAACUGGAUAAUUACAGGAGAUUAGAUAAUAAGACUAGAUAUGAAUACAUUCAACGGGCGCGGAAGAGUAAGAUUGAGAGAAUGAUGUCGCGUAUGCCGACGAAAAGAAUAAUUGCCCCCAACUUGAUGUUUAACGAUUGUUCUGGUAUCGAUUAUGGUAUAAUGACAUUCAAGAAGGACAACAAUUUGAUAUAUCAUAUAAAUGUAGGUAGAAACGUCGCCCGAAAUGCGUCAAGGACAAAUUAUUUCAUUGUGUCGGACAUCGAAAUGGUGCCAAGUGACGGAUUGGCGCCCAAAUUUUUGACCAUGGUUAGAAAACUCAUGGGGGACAAGAAAAGAGAUGAGGGUUGCAUUUUCGGCAAGACUGUUUUCGUCGUGCCAUUGUUUGAGGUGGAAAAGGGGGAGCAGAUUCCGCGCGAUAAGGACACAUUGGUUAAAAUGGUAGCUUCCAACCGUGCUAUGUAUUUUCACCAGAAGUUCUGCUCACACUGUCAAAGGUUCCCCGGUCUACAAACUUGGCUCGCUCGACAGUCGCCGGGCAUUGUCGAGCCCAUGUUGAUAGCACGGCGAGAGUACCCGUUCCAUAGAUGGGAACCGCUGUACUUCGGCACUCGAAAGGAGCCGUGGUACAGCGAGUCGCUCUCGUGGGAGGGACGGCAGGACAAGAUGACACAGAUGCUGGAGCUUUGUCUGCAAGAGUACCGACUGGUUGUCCUCGAUGGAGGGUUCCUUUGCCACGCGGCGGCCCGCGCGCCGGCGCGUCAUACCCGGGCCGAGCGCGCCAACACGCAGCAAUACCAUAAGAUCAUCGCUACGCUCAAGGCUCGGUACCCCGAUAGGCCUGCUUGUAAACUGAUGUGGGGAUGUAAUACUUAAGCAAUGAGCAUAUUGUACGGUAAGAUUUUUUGCAACAAGGGCAGCAAUUAGCAGCAUUUUCUCGUGUUCUUAUAGCCGCUAUAUGCACGGAUCAGCGAUUCAUGUGGAGCUGCGAUACCUGUUGACAUGUUGAUCUGACUGUACUGGACUGUGGGUACAGUCAAAGUUAUUAUAUGGUGGUGGAUAAACACAGUAUACAUGAACCUUUUUUCAUAUCGCUGAAUAGUGGAUAACCAAACCGUGAUUUCAGUGUAAGUACUGUUUAUGCUUUUACAUUAUAUUACACUAUACAUAUAUUGUAUGUAUAUAUGUAUAUAAGUAGGUAUUUUACAUCUUUGUAAUAAUCUUUGCCUAAAUAAAUUUGUCAAAAGAUGCCGGUGCCAUUAAAUAAAUAGCCGGAUUGUCAAGUCUGCAAUGUAUUUAUUAACCAAUCUGUUUUUAUAAGCCCGGAGACCUACAAUUAGAGAAUGAAAUUUAAUAUGCAUUGUUUGCAAUUGUUACAUUUGUUUGAAGUGUUGUCAUUCAAAUUGUCGAAGUCAGUAUUAUGUUAAUUUAAUGUUACACCGGUCACGCUCUUGUCGAUCUGAUAGCGAACUAUAAUGGUAACAUUCCAUUUCUGACCGCAGCUGCACUACUGGUACUGAACGCGUCGCUGUCAUUGUCAAUUUCCAUAGUAAAAUGAACAGUAAUGCAGCUGUCGUUGGAAAUGGACUGUCACCUUUACAAUGAUAAUUUUACGGUGCUUUUAUUUAUCCAUUCGAUCACUAUCGGUACUUGUCACUUCGUGUCUUGUGCCACCUGUUUUUUUCACACCGGAAUACGUAAAUAGAAAUUUAGAAACACAUCGAUAACGAAUGUCACGCGCCGGGGUCGGACAUAUUCGCUAACUUAGUUUUAGUUUUGACACAAUAAUAAAUAGGUAGGUAUAUGUAAUUAUGUAUGUAGGUAUUGUAGGCACCUACAUCUUAUAGUAUUUAUAAAAUAUAUUUUUAAUGAUUCAAAAUGAUUGUUUUGAACUUUGUAAGUAAUUUAUAAAUGACAGUUUUCACAACCCUGAAGGAAGAUCAGCGUUGUUCAAGAAGUCCUCUUUUAUCUUAUUAUGUGACCUCAUUGCGUUUAUUUCGAUUUAUAUGUAUUUGUUAUAGAAAUAUCUUUACAUAAAUUUAAUUAUUGUCACUGUAAGCUCAAUAUCUCGUAUCUGCACUACCCGUUCAUUGUUGUAAGUUAUUGGUUUCCUGCUACCCAAAGGUUGUCUGGAAGAGAUCGCUUUUGAGCGAUAAGACCGCCUGUUGUUACUUAAUGUAAUAUCUGUUCUUUUUCAUUAUGUGGUGCACAAUAAAGAAUAUAUUAUUAU
Cydia fagiglandana is the source of this 3605-nucleotide messenger RNA. Its product is annotated as beta-1,4-glucuronyltransferase 1-like. The transcript has 4 exons. The coding region runs from base 707 to 2251 and encodes 514 amino acids. NCBI's taxonomy places the organism in Eukaryota, Metazoa, Arthropoda, Insecta, Lepidoptera, Tortricidae. The record is from RefSeq and is a predicted model, not a curated record.